Dinoponera quadriceps is the source of this 13788-nucleotide messenger RNA. Its product is annotated as maf-like protein CTC_02076. The coding region runs from base 13092 to 13709 and encodes 205 amino acids. NCBI's taxonomy places the organism in Eukaryota, Metazoa, Arthropoda, Insecta, Hymenoptera, Formicidae. The record is from RefSeq and is a predicted model, not a curated record. The transcript has 6 exons. Gene Ontology annotation, molecular function: nucleoside triphosphate diphosphatase activity.
UGCAUCUUCGGAAAAAUGUCUGGGAUGAAUCAGGAGUGGUGACUCCUCCGAGUCAUUUCAUUUCUUUUCUCUUUCUCUCUUUCUCCCUCUCUCUCUCUCUCUCUCCUUCCCCUCCCUCUAUCUCUCUUUCCUUUUCACUUUUUUCGUCUUUUCUUAUUCUUUUUCUCUCGCUCGUCGACCCUCUCCUCCCCACCCCUGCACCUCCUCCCAUCAUCCUCCAGCGUGUGGUUCCGGUUCACGUCGGUCGCUCGAGAUCGAUUCCAACGCGCUUCCUCGAUCGGACAUCCGGUCCACGGCCUGCGAUCAGAGAAGAGGAGAAGGGUGACGUGAGACGGGUACGGUUCCUUUUAGGUCUGGUGCGCGUUUUUCAGCGAAAACGUGGGCGGAGUCGAUGGGUAUCGAUAAAUCGAGGAAAAAUACGCGGUGUGCGUUCCAAAGAAGCAAUUUUAAAUAUAAUCUCUCGAGACAUCAGCGGUACUCUUCGUCGGUGACGCGUACAUUAUUGUUCGUUAUCUCAAUUUUCAAUUUUUUUCAUUUAUGAAUGUAAUUAGGAAAACCUCGGGGAACACGUGGCUCUCGAUCUUAGCUCGAAAAUCUACCUAGUGUAAAAUACAGAUGGUAUGUCUGAACUCUACCGACAAACCUGCACGACAGAUUCUAUGUUGAAAAAUAAGUGAAAACGUCUUAGUAAACAUAAAUCCGCAAAAGCUUGAUUUUUGAGAUAGUCUUCGGAGGAUGACAAGGAUGAAAGGAAAUGUGUCGCGAUAAGCGGGUUAAAAAUGUUAACACGACACUUUUCUCACCUGUUUUUGAAAAUAAUACCUAUCAAUUCUGAUAUUUCUGAAUAUUAGCCGAAGAAUCUUUCAUUGUGACAUUACGUUGUACGCAAUGGUGUUAAAAGUAAGGCAGACGUUUUGAACAAUUUUCACAACAGUGUCUAAUUACUUAUUUAUAAAAUACGAUUUAAUGAGUAAAAUAUAUAUUUUUUUAACCAAGAUAUUACAACAACUAUAUCUCAAAAAUUAAACGUUCAAGAACAUAUAUUUACCAAAACAUUUUCGCUUUUUUUUUUAUAUAGAAUCUAUCGUGUGAGUUUGUCGGUGGAUACGCCCUGUGUAUGAUACAUACAUAUCGACAGACAUAUAAUAUAUAAUAUAUACAUCAUAAGAGAAAGGGGGGAGGGGGGAGGGGGAAGGAUAUUUGACGCACACAUGAGCCACCAAAUGCCUCGUUGAUCAUAAAUCAUUCCUCAGCCUCCACAUUAAAUUCCUCCGCCAUCCCGAGGUCGAUUUUUCCUCAAGAUCCAAGAGAUUGUCGAGGUGUCGGACGGUCGCGGACCGACAUCCCGCAUAUUGAGAGCCCGGCUCCAUUGUGCACGGUCGUCAAUGGACGGACGGAUCGACGGUUGUUUCUUCUGACUCGACAGAAGUCGCUAUUGACGCUCGCGGCCGCUCGCGGCGACAGCGAUUACGCAAAGUGGAGCAAAGUGCAUCGCGCGCAUCGCUAUCGGAUGCGUAUGCAAGGAUGCAAUGUCUAGGUUGGUUACGGUCGCAUCGGCUGCAUGACGUCGUUCCUGUGGUGGCGCGUGGCGAUUUCCUCGGUACCAUUCAUAACAGCGCGACACGUAGCGCGAUAGUGCGUUACGGGUAAUGCAUGUACAUAUACAGAGGAAGCGCAUACUUUACGCGCGCGUGUCAAGUCGCUGAUAAGGCCGCUUGUUGAAUUCCGUACGCGGACGAUAAUCCUAACCUGUGGCCCGCUCGGGCAUAUUUCUUCACGUACCGAGUCACAUAGAGAGACGACGAUACGCUCUCUCUCUCUCUCUCUCUCUCGGCAUUCAGCGUUUAUUUAUUCAAACACGAUUAACAGAUAUUCCGGGCGAUAAUCGACAAUAAUAUUGUGCGCGUCGUAUUUAUCUUGCACGGCGCGGCUGCUGUAUUUUAUUUUGACUCUCCAUUAUCGCUAUAUUAUUUUUACCGUGUAUUAUUUUGUUCAUCAUUAUAGUAUCUACGAGUUUUAUUCCAACGUAUCACACUGGGAUCGGCGCUCCGUGAUAAUUAUACGCUAUCCUCUCUCUACUUUUCACAUUGUUACAUCGCGCGCGUCCGUCGAAAUGAGUACGCUUUCAAACACAGCGGUCUAUUAACUUCAUUCAUACCUUCCCACCGCGUUUUCGUGACUCUUAUGAAAUCGAGUUUUGAGGUCGCAUUUAUGACAUCAUCCACGUGGAAAGUGAACAGCAAUGACGCGACGAGCCGUCGUUUUCAGGAUUCGCAGGAAUCAAAAGAUUAUUGCGCAGCGCGGCUCGUCACGCCGGCGCUUCAUUCCGCGACGCGGUGAUCACGGUGCGUACGUUCUUGGAAAUGCGAAAUCUCUUCAUAACUCGGCUUAGAUCCGAUUACAUCUUGCAUGUAUAAAAUAUUUUCUAUUUCUUUCUAUAACGCAUAAUGCGACCACGUUGAACCGCGCGCUGACCUUUGCAAUCGCUAUCGGCUAUUUUCGACUUUUAGCGACCAGAUCGUAAAUCCGCGAUUAGAUGCCGAGAGAAACGACAAUGAGAGAGGCGACAAAGCCGCGGAGAGCCACAAUCCGUUUCAGAAUCGCCGAAAUCGACCGCAACUCUCGUCGUUUUUAUGCAAAAGAAGGAGGAAAAAAAGAAACAAGUACAUUUAUCUCGCGUCUCAUGUAUCACGGGCUUGCGGACAACCAAAUCUCGAGGCCCUCACGUGUAUGCUCUAUUAAAAUGUCGCGAUUCAACGAUGAAAUUGAAUUAUCUCCCUUUUUCGUUCUAUUAAAACACGCGGAAUCCCAUCGUCCUCUCUUUUUCCCCGCGGAGUUAUUUCUCAAUUUCACCAUCUGGCUUCCCUUUUGUCGUCCGCUCAAAAGCGUCCAUUCAACUCUGACAUUUGUCGCCGGCGCACGAAAGUCAGCUGAUUUACAGUUUUCGCGAAUCGCCGGCAGCUUUAUUCGGCCUGCCCGCGGUAUGUACGUGCACGCAUGUGUGUGUGUGUGUUUCCACCGGUGCACGCCGGUCCUUGAAAUGAAUUACGUCGACCGUUACGCGACGCAUUCCUCGAGAUCUCCCGGUUGCAUCUCCCGGGCCGCAAUCGCGGCCGAGGGUGGUCGUUCGGUUCCCGAGCGUACGAUUCGCCCGACUUUCCUCUCGGCUCUCGUAAUUAGCCCUCGUUACGUCUACAUACGGAAGCUGCGCCCUUUCGCCUCCGAACGCUCGCUCGCGCGACCUGGGGACUUUGCCGGCGAUUUCGCGCUCUCGCUUUUGACAUUUUCGUAACGACUCGGUGAUGACAGCGCGGGAGAACGCGCGUGGGUGUGUUGGCGCUUCGUCGUCGAUCGUCUUCGCGACUCCUCGCGUGCUACUUGGUCUUUCGGAUGCGCACGGUUCGCCUCGACAGGUCUCUCAUAAUAAUCCAGCAGAAAAGCGCGACGGAGAAAGGCGCGACUUAAUUUCUGAAAUUAUCGUCACCGCGCGUUUUCGCGCUCGCGCGAAGAUGCUGUGUACAAAAAAUUCGUCAACAAGAGAGACUCGUCUACAAUUGUGAAAAAUUAUAGAUUAUUAUAGAUUUCGGAAAAAAAAUCUCUCUUCCCCAUUUUUCCGCGGAUAUUCUCUUGUUGCCCACCCUGCGGCAAGUUUUAACCAAACACACGCGAAUUUUUCUCAACGAAUUUUUGUAUCCUUAGGAGAGAAACCGAGGAAAUCCGCGGAAAAAUUGAGCAAAAAUUCGGUUUUCGCCCGAAAUUUUAAGACUAUGGACUUAGCAACAGGUCAUUGUCAAUCACAAUAAGAAAAUGUCCUUUCUGCCGAAGAAAAGAAAUGCCGACGUUCCGUUUAUUCAUUAAUUAUCAACGGAGACGAAAAUCGAUAGCUGGACGUCAACACGGAGCCACCGUGUCGAAUUUUCCGCUGCCGCAACGCUACGAGACGAAAUAUAUAUUCCCCUGGACGUCACAGGCAAACGUUAUCAGACGCAGGAUAACGCGCCGGAGUGACAUCAUCGGUUCCGUCGGUGCGCGUAACAGACGGAUAACGUGGAAACAACAGAUACGCCUGCAGAUAUUGUGUGGCGCAUCAAAGCAACCGCGUGCUUUGCGUAAUUUCCAGUCAUUCACAGCCAGAGAGGCCCAAUAAACACCUAGCCGCCGCGAUCGCCACGAUCGCCACGUACGCCGGCCACGAGCUUCGGUAUAUACAUACGUGUGCCUUGAUCAUUUUUCGAAAUCUCGCAUGAAUAAUUAACGCGUCUUCGAAACGCGUCUCUGCACGCGCGCCGCUCUGCCUGCCGCCAAGACGGAUAGGCCGUUCACCUCGUUUCGGUGUCGUGCAAAGGUUCGAUCGGGAGAUCGUCUAGCCGGCGAGCAGUCCCUUUAUUAAUCUUCGUGUCGAACGUGCGCAACCUUUCUCGCGAGCCUCCACGGCCAUGCACCGACAUUUACGUCGUGUCAUUCAUGUGACGCGGCAUCGCGAGCGCGCGGACCGUAGAAUGCGCACGAUCCCUCGGAAGGCGGUUUGUCCUCGAGCGCGGCUGAAAGGACUCAAGACACGAGCGCGCGUGCCGCUCGUCCUGUUUCGUUCUUAUUAUCGGAUACCGUUUAUACCGGUAUCGAUACAGCUGUUUUCGACGGUAGGAAAGGUGGAAUAUGGGCGAGCGGGGAAAGGAGGAGCUUGUAACCGAACAUGUGGAAACCAAACUAACGGGACCAGUAAAGAUUGAAAGAUUAAGGGUGACUUUCACCGAACACUAUAAUUAGUCUAACCGACCGGGUAGCCGUAUGUCACCUGCUCUGCUUUGUAGAUAGAAAUCAUCAUCAUCAGCUCUUGCUGGUGUGGAUAGAAAUUAUUAAUUUUUUCUAUUAUCGUGGACUAUCUCGAAGCUCUCGUCUCGUCUCGUAAAAAAGAUAAAAUAUUGCGAGCGGGAAGAGGGAGAAUUUGUAACCGAACGAAAAUCAGACUAACGGGACCGAUGGGACUAGUGAAAUUGAAAGAUCCAGAGUGACUUUCACCAAACUCGAAUUAAUCUAAGCGACAAUCUGGCGUUGCUCAGUCGAAAUAUUGCUAAGAUAUGACUAAUAAUAUAAAAUAUAUAAGAUAUCAUUAUUCAUAUAUUUAUAUUAAUAUCUCCAUUAAAACGGCAUAACCUGCAUUUAUAUAAUUAUUAAUAACAAUAACCGAAAGAUUAAUAAUUUUUCUUAAUAAUUUUCCUCAAUUAUUUUUUCCUUAAUUAUUAAUUUUUUUGGCUAGUGUUGAACAUCGAGUUAUAUUCACAGAUGAAAAUAAAUGAUUUAAUAACUGCGCUUGUUAUUCACUGAUUCGCUACAUUGUAGUUUGGUGAAAGCCACCCCGACAGAGAUCCGCGAUUUUCCCCCACCGAUCGAUCGCGAUAGACAAUUGCGAUCCUCGGCACGACUAAAUGCAUACAAAUUGACUGCAGAUUCCGUCCUUCUCGAGGAAAGAAAUCUCUCGACGAAUUCGGUCAAUGCGACGAGCGAACGAGUGAAACUAUUAUCCUCGCGGACUUAAUCGAUCUCACGUCGCUGACAUAUUUCGAUAUCGCAGACGCGCCGGGAACGCGCGCGAUUGAGACGUAAAUCCCGCUGAAAAAUUCUAAUUAAGAUCGCGCGCUCGGCUAUUCGAAUCGUCGGGGUGUAGCGGGGAGCGGCCACCUCGGGGAGAAAAAGGAGAGAUAGAGCCGUGAUCUUCCAAGGGAACAGUGCGCGCGAUGUGAUCCUCGGCUGUCCGCCGUUUAACAGGUGAUAAUGUAUAGCACACCGUGUGUAUUAGAAACUCGGAAGGGAUCGAGCGAGCGAGCGAGCUCACCGAAUCCCGCUCUAACCGCGCAAUUUGUCGGGCCUUCAAGACGACCGAUGGUGCGCACGAUGCCUCGCGCUAGUCACGUCUUCGCUUAUACGCACAACAUUGGACGAAAACCUAAGACGCGUCGUGAAUUAAUGAGCCCGCUUGUGCAACAGCGCCGAAUGAAUCAUUCUCGAGCGCGCUGGGGCCGAUACGUGAAAAAAAAAGCUUCAGCCAAAUAUAAAAUUACGCGAUUUUGCUCUCGCAGAGCGUGCGGCAAGCGCGAAAUGACGCGAACGGCGCAAAAGAACGCGCGCGUGUUUGUACAAGGAUGAUAAAUUAAAAUUGAUCGAACGGCGCGAUUAAAUAAUAUUCCGUCCGGUUCGCGUAAAUACACAUACACGGCCGACGCUUUUUGCUCGUUAAUAUUUGGCUCUCUUUGGCUUUCUGAAAAUACAGCCGUCAGCCUGGUCAUUCGCUUUUUAUUUUUUCAUUUCCGCUCUUACCUUUCCGGCCUUUUAUUUCUUUUCUCUCCUCAAAUUUUGUAAACGCACUUGGCGGGGAUUAAAAUUUGCAUUUUUUUCAAUUACUCCAACCAUUGCGUGCCGAUGGCUCGUCAUUGACGGCGUGAAAAUUGCUCGAUAACUCUGUUUUAACUCUCUAAAAUACGAGCGAGAUAAUAGAAAAAUAAAUAUACAAAGGAAUUCGUACUGAUGCAAUUAAGCGGCGUCGCGAAAUAACGCGUAAAAAUCGAACGAAUGACGCAAGGCUGUUAGAGAACAGUUUCUUUUUUUAUUAUUGGCACUAAUGCCAGAGAUGUUCGACGAGGACGUCGAGGCGGGGGAAAAGGAAAGGCGUUCCUCCUCGGCGGAGACGAUGCGCCUCUCGGCGUGAUGCAUAAUCCAACGUAAAAACGCGGAGGCUACGGCGCGACCGUUGAAACAUUUCAGGCCGACUGGAGGAGACUAUCGGCGACGGUUAAAGUCAUAAUUUGCAUUCCGAUGGGUGGUAGCCUCGUCUCCCAUGGAAUUGCUCGGUUGGGGACGCACACGGAUGAGUACGCGCGCGAACAAAUCGUCGGCGCGAGACUCAACUGAGAGAGGAUGAGACGGUCACGCAAGUAGCGCGUGCACUCCUGCGGAGAUCGUGUGGGUACGCGUCGCAUGUACGUGCACGUGUAUCCGCGUGUACGCAGGAUCGGGUUAACGAAGCGACGAAGAUUACGCGAGAGAGCCGCCGCGGUCUCUCGUAAUCGUGCACUGCCGGCUGGGAUUUCGGUAAACCGAGAAAGGAGCGAAGGACCGAGCGAACGAGCAGGAUCAGGUCGCGUCCUGCUUCGAAAAAAUCCGACUGUCGCAUCGAGCCACCUUGAUUUCAACGCUAGAAACGCCGAGAAGACGAAAAGACGAUAUGUUUCUUAUAUUAUGCAAAUUUCGGUAAACCAAAUAUAUGUUCUUUUUCCGUUUCUUUACUUUCUUCAAGUACGAAUUUAAGGUUAAUUUAAGGUCAAAAGAAAAUGAUUUAAUUUUACACAUAAAUAUGAAAUCUGUCGAUUAUAUGGCAGUAAUUUCUCUUUUUCCAGUUGUGGAAUUUUGUGGCAAAUAUUCAUUCGCAGCAAUGUUCGUUAUAUUUUUUGUCGACAAUGUUCAAAUUGAAAGAAAUAGAAUGGGCUGCACUUGGCAGAAAAAGUAGCAGAGAAAACCCGCUUUGCGGCGCGCUGGUGAUGUUUCGCUGAACAACACUUUGGGACAUGUUUUCAAAAUAGUCCAGCGUGUUAAAAAUAUGCUGAAAAUAGCGACCUAGUGUUAACGGAAAGUCUUACAACAGUCACAAACAGUCACAAACGUUUAUUAAGCUGCUUUAUCUAUCUGAACCUCUGCGUAAUCAUUUUGCGCAGCCACUGAAUGUACAUGUUUUCCUGAUCAAAUUAACGAUGUUUUUGUGUUUUGACAUUAUUGAUUAAUUCUCAGAUUAAUAGCGAACAUUUCCGGCCAAUAAUGAGUCGAAUCUGACUCAGUGAAACGUCACAAGAUGAUAAAAAGUGACGGAGCAGCCGCGAUCCGACAGCAGCCACGUAACACACGACACGCCGAUUGACUUCGCUUCGUCAAGUAAAUGCAACCCGGCGGUCGAGUAAAGAUUUCGAGAUGUUCCUGUUAUGCGGACGUUCAAUUGCAAUUGCUAUGGAAUGAUAAAUUCAUACAACAAUCCCCUCUACAACAAUAAUAAUAAUAAUAAUAACGCAUAAUAAGCGUGGUAAACACGUACAAUAAUAAAAUAAUAAUAACAAUACAUUUUGUACAACACACACACAAAUAUUUAUACUGUUACUUCACGUACACAUUACUAUUAUUAUCAUCAUUCGAUUGCUAUCAUUAUACCGCGUAAUCAUCGAUACGAGAGAGACGACCAUCUCAAACGUCCUCGCCGUUUCCUUCAACGAACGACGAGGAUGGCGGCUCUGCGCGGUGGAUCACCGGCUGUUUUCAUAUUCCCGCGAAACAACAACAACAACGAUCGCUAAUAAUACGUUGGAUAAGCAGUUAAUAAUCGGCCCGCGAGAAAUAAACGCACAAUCAGCGCGACACGGAGCUUUCCGGCACACCCAUUAAUCAUAGAUCAUCAUCGCGGAUCGAAAUAGCAUCGGAGGCGAACCAAAAGAGAGAGAGAGAGAGAGAGAGGCCCGAGCAUCGCGUUCCGGGAUCGGGUUCCGAUUCACGUACGCCCCUGACGACGAUCGUGUGCAGGCGUAUUACAUGUAAUACAAAACCGCAGGCACUCCGCAGGCGUGACGUAGCGCGGGCCCCAUAGAGGCCGAGUUACAUGCCACGGUGUCAUAAUGCGCGCGUCCUUUGGAGCGGAGCCGUUGCUUCUCUCGGCGCGAGUUGCGCAAUCGCGUUUAAUAACGUCGGACAGGCAGCGGCACGGUGCCGCGCGAUUGCCGUGCUCGCUCGCUCGCUCGCGGACACUUAUGACACUUCAGCGGAUUUUCACGGCGAGUGGACGGGGCCGAAUAAAUUCAGCCGACGAAUUCGCGAACGAAAACGGCAACGUCGCGAAAUUAUCUCGAGUUAAGCCCGCGAUUAAACGAGCGUUAGUGCUCUCGCACGGCCGGCGCACACCUGUGUAGGUGUGCCACUGUAUUAGAGGUGCGGCGUUGCCACACAGCUCUUCUCAGGUCACGCGGAGAUGACCGUAGAGGGAAAACUUUUUUACAGCCGGUUAUUUACAGUCAAAUUGAUGGAGAUAUUUAUUUAACUUCGCGUCGACACGAAUCUUGCGUGAACAAAAAGACGAGACACCGGCCGGUUCAUCGAUCUGUCGCGGUGAAGCUUAGGUUUAGCAACAGAGUGCGUCGGCUGUACUACGUUUCCUAUUAACCGAAAUUGUACUAACGAAAUUGAGAGGACGACAUUGUGCAAAUGUAAUCUGGAAAGUUGCAAGUAAAAAAUCGGAUGCUUUCAGAACUUUUAUGCCACACGCAAUGAAAAAAAAAUCAAAGGUGAACGAAGCGUCAGCCUCGCGCGAAGGCAAUGGAGGGAUAAGCCGGCGACAAGAUUCCCACCCUUCCUCGGCCCUCUGACCGCGCGUCGUCGCGGGAUCAUUUAUCUUUUCUGAUUUUCCUGCAAGGAUCUCUCUCUCUCUCUCUCUCUCUCUAUCUCGAUCUCGUAAGUUCACCCGGGAACGAUGGCUUCGCGACGCCGGUUUCGUCGCGUUCGUCGCCGAUUACGCGCGCCGCGCGAGUCCUGCCGCGCGCGUCCCUCACGCCUAAUAUCGUUGCAUAAUCUGCGAAGUGCAAUGUAAGAUCCACACGUGCAAUUACCGCUCGCGCGCGUCGGUCCCGAUCGCUAAAGACAUUUUUACGACGCGUCCAAGUCAUUUCUCACCACGCAGAGAGGCGGCGGAGAACCCUGCGGGAGCUACGCAAGUAAUUUCACCUAUUGGUCAAUUCGUUUAAUUUCACCCGCUUAAGCGCGGACACGUGUUCCGAGCCGCGGAUCACCGGCUAUUUAUACACCAAUUUUCAUUCCGAUUUGCGUUGCAGGUAAUUGUUGAUAAUUUACAGUCGGCCGCUCGGAAGCCCCCCUCGAGGGCGCGCGAUAACAACACAAUAACCGAUCGGGGGGUAAAAAAUAUCAAGGCACACAUUAUGCACCAUUAUGUACGAAUAGUUGGGUGCACGGCAUUAUUAUAAUUACGCUCCGUGACGUCGGAUUUCUACACUCGUGAACUCCCGGUCACCGGUUCGAAAAUCGAGGAAAGAAAGCCGGAAAAAGCCGUUCCCGCCGGGUCCCUGCGGGGCUCCGAGUGAAAAUUGUCACUUAAGCUUACAUCGGGGAUUUUCCUUCUCUCUCUCUCUCGCUCUCUUUUUUUUUUUUACGUUAUUCCAAUGAGAGGUCGCGCGUAUGCAAAGCGAAAGCCGGACAGGAAACGAGGUGUAGCCCCGAUCGUACGUUACACGAGGACGUAUCACGCUCAGGAGAGAAAUUUAUAUUUAAACGUGAUCCCUCGUCCUGCCGAAUUAUCAUAAACCAUCUCGUCCCAGAUUAUCCGAUUUAUUCGGCCGCUCGGAUACUCGUUAAAUGUCCUUCAGAUUACCCCUAUGGCGUGGCGUAAUCGGUGAUAUUCAGGCGCAUCGCGCCGCAUCAUCCGCCACGCGAGAGGGUUGAACCGAGAAGAGAAGGCGGACUUCACGAGAUGUGCGAAUAUAUAUCCGUUAAGAUAAUAAACAACCGCGCGGAUCGCGGUUAUCUGCGCGGCGACGGCGACCAGCUUGACGAUCGAAAAGAGAGAAAAGAUACCGGCCGCGCUCUCGUGUAAAGCGCUUUUAAUAACUGGUUUCGCGAUAUCCUGCUUACGACGGCAGCUUCGGCGUAAAUAUCUGAUGCACUUUGCCAGGCGAAUUAUGCAUUUUGUUUUCCUCCUUUCUAACACCUCGCGAAUCGAUUUGCGCGACUCUGCCGUUUAUUAUGCGCGUCCUCGUGUAAUCGAUCCCAGCCUCCGUCCGAAACUUUAAUUAAUUAAGCGACGCUUAUUUGACCAGCAGAGAGAAAGAGAGGGAGUGAGAGGACGGACUCGUAAAAAAUUAUCACGGGGAAACGAAUCGCGCGAAGAUGAUGAUUAGAAGACGCCGGGUGUGAUUUGUUCAAGCACCAACAUUUCCAGAGGCUGAAUUAUAUUUCGUUUUUUAAUAGGGCGUUUUAUCGAAAUAAAUGAAGCUGCAUGUUUCGGAUUUUUCCCGAAUAAAAAUGUGUAUAAUCGACCUGAGUCGAAAGCUAGCUGGUACAGGUUAGAUUAAAUUUUCUAGCUCGUUAUUAGUUCAUUACUGGUUGAUCGUUCACUAAAAUGUAUAGGGUGAGGCAAAAAAAGAACGAUAGCGAUGUCUAUUCUAAAACAUAUAAUCUAGUUGCUCGCCACUAGUGUUUAAAAAUGAAAUAGUAAAUAAAAAUUAAGAGUACUUUAUUCCAGAAAAAUCUCAAAGAAAACAGAAAGAAGAAUUUACACAUUACCUGGCAACAAUGGCAAUUAGUUACGAUUUUUCAUCUCGUAACUACAAGUUCUUCUGUUUAACAACUAACUUAUUUAUAACCAAUAUCGAAUUACUAGAAGAAGUAGGUGUUACUUUACCGGCUAGCAGCGACGUUGUAUACAAAUUUAUUUGACACUCAGGAAAUUUAAUUUCUGCUAGGAUUAGUUAUGAUACAUACUCCUCUAUGAUUCAGGUCGCAUUAUGUAAUCAACAAGUACAUAAAAUCCAAUGGAUUUUGACGUGAUUCUGCACUGGCGAUGUUUCCGUGAGAAUAAUUUAACGCCUACAGGAAACAUCCGUAUGUCUUCGUGUCCGCGUUAUCUUUAGCCAUCUUGCGGCUCGGCCGUCACAACAUCAAACAUUCCCAUCUUUUAAUCUGCCGAUCGUAAGCGCCUAAUUUACAUGCCGCAGCGCGUCGACUAAAAAUUGUUAAUUAGCAGGAGGCUCGCGCUUAUAAAUCAUUGUACGCGAUAGCAAUCGUGCGUCGCGAUUACCAUCUUUACGGUUUCAGGUACGCCCGAGGCGGAUUACGCAAGCGUAAUUGUCAAUUAUUACAGAUCAAAACGCGGCAGACGCGCGAACAAAGGCGACAAAGGCGAUAUUUCAUCCUAGGCUCGGCUCCUAAGCGGCGAUUAUCCAAUAAAUAAUACCGGCAGACCGUGCUCAUGCUACGCGCACUCGUUAGUAAACUUGACCCUCCGCAAUUGCCAGCUUGCUCGAGCCUACGUCGAAUUGAAGCGAUUAAUCGUUUCCGGAAAUUGUUUAUUAGAGGCGGACGCGCGCGUUUGUUGACUCGCGACCGAAUGAAUAAUUGCGAGCGCAUAAUUACUAUAUAUUUAUUUCGACAGCGGCGGGGACCAAUUUGGACGAAGAACGAGAAAAUCAAACAGAUCCAGCGAAAGUCCGAUUAAAUGAUGUUCCAAUCACGCUUCAAAUAAAAUCUUUCAAAUAAAAUCUUACUUUCUUACUAUAAAGUAAUUCGAUUGCACGGGACGCCGAGAAAUGCGAGAAAUGUAGCCGAGAAGAAGUGAGUGCGCCUUAAAAAUAUAAAUAAUAAUUGUACAAUCAAAUUUUUCGUCAACCUGACAGAAGAUUUCUCUCCGUUGGGAAUAAAGUUUCGCGAGAAGAAUGUUAUUUCGAUAUUUUCGUUUAAAUGACUCGCGAAGCAUCGGAUGCUCAAGAUCGUAUUUACGGACUUUGCAUUGUAUUUCUGCGAAUAAAGUAUUAUCGCAAAUUAUUCUGAGAAAACUACCCAUCGCGAAAACACUCGAAUCUCCGUAAAAAAACUCAUUUAUUUAUCUCGGAGUAUGCCGCGAGAGAGGGAGAAUGUGGAAUCAAGAGUAAAUUCGGAGUCGCAUUGUUUCCUGAGGAAUCUCAUUUUACAAACGCUUAGAUUAUAUUCCGAUUAACCAGGGCGGAGCAGGUGACACGCAAAAAAUGCUGCUAAAUCUUUGUUCAGUUGGAAGGCUGCGGCGUAAAGAUGGGUCAACCUUUCGCCUUGCGAUUAUGUAAGGCCUCGGACUGACUGACCUUUAGAGUCCUCUGUACCCAUAGUUACCAUUAUCGACACGUAAAGCCGCUCACAACGAGCCGCAUUACCGACCGGUGCGACCGCCAGCGUGUGUUUACGAGAACAUUUUGUGCACUACCACGUGCGAGACACGUUAUUGCAAUUAGUGCCGAACGUCAUUGCCCGAGUUUCCGGAUAACAGGUGUCAAUAAUAAUCACUGAACACUUGCACGUUCCAAAGGAUGUUGGAGUCGACCAUUCAAGCAUUAGCAAGUGGUAGAGUAAUUUUGGCCAGUGGAUCUCCAAGGCGACAUGACAUAAUGAGAUAUUUGCGAAUAAAUGCAGAUAUAGUGCCUUCCUUGUAUGAUGAGAACCUUGAUAGGUCCAAAUACAACAAUCAUUGGGAAUACGUUCAGGAUAUAGCCAAGUACAAGGUGCUUGAGGUGUAUGAGCGAUUAAAAGCAGACUCAGUGCCACCCUCAUUGAUAAUUGGAGCUGAUACAAUGGUAACGAUGGGUGAUACUAUUUAUGGCAAGCCACAGAAUGAGGCGGAGGCUUUUCAAAUGUUAUCUAGUCUGGCGAAUAAGCAGCAUGUCGUGUACACCGGUGUAUGCUUGAAGACACCAAAGAGCCAAAUUCAGUUCUACGAAUCGGCAAAAGUCAAAUUUGGAGAUAUAUCUGAAAAACAAAUAAGAGAAUACAUAAAAACAGGUGAUUCUAUGGAUAAAGCAGGAGGAUACGGGCUCCAAGGGAUGGGGGGCUGUCUGAUUGAGAAAAUAGAUGGUGAUUAUUAUACUAUAACGGGUCUGCCGCUAUAUUCAUUAUCCAGACGACUGAAUCAGAUGUUUUCUAGUGUUUAAUGGGAGCAUUAUGUUAAGCUUGACAGUACCUGAAGGACAACUAUUGUACUAUCGUUUCUACGUGAAUAAAUGUUUUCAC